Molecule: messenger RNA, 321 nt
Organism: Protopolystoma xenopodis
Lineage: Eukaryota; Metazoa; Platyhelminthes; Monogenea; Polystomatidea; Polystomatidae
Source: the annotation of a GenBank genome assembly
AUGCCAGAUCCUCGACUUUGGUCACCACAGGAGCCGCUUAUACUUACACCGGAACGCAACUACACCGCCCAUGAAUACAAAGAAUUCUUCGAUGAUAUUAAUUUUGUUGAUGCCAUCUUAUCACGUAUUCCAUCACAUACAUAUCGAGCGCCUUAUGAAUUUGUAUAUUACAGCCAAUGUAAAUCAAUCCACUUUCUGCUUUCUGACAUCAGCGUGCCGUCCAAGUUGAAUGUUUACAUGUGGAGAAUCGACAUGCACUUGCCAUUUAUUAAUGAUUACUAUGCCAUGGAAUCAUCAGCACUAGAUUUAGAAGUGCUGUAA